UUCUGCUUCUGUGUGAGCUAGUCAGUCCUCUCCUCCAUGGCGGCGGCGAGGGCGGGCGCGGCGGCCCGGCGGCUGUGCCACGCGGCGGCGGCGCAGCCCCCGCGGCUCAAGAAGCUCGCGCUGCACCCGCCGAAAUCCGUAGAGGUUCAAUUUGCAGAUGGCAGUAAAUUCCAUCUGUCAGCUGAGUUUCUCAGAGUCUACAGCCCAGCAGCUGACAGCAAGAUCAGAUCAAUAGCUGGCGAGAAGGUUAUAUUUGGGCGCCGACAUGUUGGAAUAAUGUCAGCUGAAUCAAUAGGAAACUAUGGAGUCCGGAUACUGUUUGAUGAUUUGCACAAGACUGGGAUCUUCACUUGGGAUUACUUGCAUCAUCUGGGUUCUAACAAAUUCAGUCUGUCGCGGAAUUAUAUCAAAACUUUGAGGAAACACGGUCUUAGUAGGGAUCCUCAGAGAAGGAAAUGAUGAUAAGUAUUUCCGUGUGUUAAACAUGUAGAUACGACGGAACUCAAAUAGGCUUUGCCUACCAUGUCCUGGAAUUCAGAAAAACUGUUGCCCGAUGGAGCUUCUGAAUGCUUACACUGAAUCUCUUAAUUUAGCCUGGAACUGUGUUGACGUUGAGAAUAUGGUAAAAAAAAAUACACUAAGUUUAUAUAUAUGUGAUGAGAUUGUAUGUCU
Molecule: messenger RNA, 672 nt
Organism: Hordeum vulgare subsp. vulgare (domesticated barley)
Lineage: Eukaryota; Viridiplantae; Streptophyta; Magnoliopsida; Poales; Poaceae
Exons: 4
Coding region: 37-459 (140 amino acids)
Source: RefSeq, a predicted model, not a curated record